AUGUGGCAGCGCUCGAUUCUAGGGCGUACAGUCCGCUCGGUACAUUUAAUUCAUAUGUGUGUUGUUCCUAUAAGCUGCACCUCUAUCCAGCGCCACCACAGCAUGGGGAAGGAACGAGGUGGCGCCCGACCGAAAGGUCCACCCCAUGUUUCUCCAAAGCAAAGCCCUGCGGUCCAGGAGAUCUCAGGUCGGGACCUAUUCACUGUGACCGAAGUUCUGAGCAGCAAGGAGGCGUCAUGCAUCGUGGAGUAUGCCGAGUCGCUGGGCUUGACACACCAGUCCAGCCGGGGACCAAAGUUCGGCGAGGCCUUCCGGGACAACGACCGUGUGAGCAUACAGGACCAGGCAUGGGCAGACACGCUGUGGACCGCUCUGGGUCUGCAGGGCACUCUCGGGCGCGACCCCACCACCGGGGCCCAACCUGUGGGCCUGAACCCCAACCUCAGGUUCUACCGGUACCGCCCCGGCCAGCGGUUCGGCCGGCACAUCGAUGAGAGCAAUGACCUUGGCGGCGGAAAGUUUACCCUGUACACGGUCCUCAUCUACCUCUCCACGCCCGGGGAGGGUGGGGAGACGGUGUUCUACAAUCGUGGGAAACGGCUGGCUGCCGUCUCCCCCCGGACGGGCCUGGCGCUGCUGCAUCGCCAUGGCCGGGACUGCCUGCUGCAUGAAGGCGCUGAGGUGGCGGCGGGCGAGAAGUGGGUCCUGCGCAGCGAUGUGGUGUACGCAUAG
Messenger RNA from Auxenochlorella protothecoides, 732 nucleotides. RefSeq lists its product as hypothetical. Gene Ontology annotation, biological process: peptidyl-proline hydroxylation to 4-hydroxy-L-proline. The record is from RefSeq and is a predicted model, not a curated record. Bases 1 to 732 code for a protein of 243 amino acids. Gene Ontology annotation, molecular function: L-ascorbic acid binding; iron ion binding; procollagen-proline 4-dioxygenase activity. NCBI's taxonomy places the organism in Eukaryota, Viridiplantae, Chlorophyta, Trebouxiophyceae, Chlorellales, Chlorellaceae. The transcript is spliced from 2 exons. Gene Ontology annotation, cellular component: endoplasmic reticulum.